CGCGUCUCGUGACCACAAAGUGUGGUGACGUUUAGCGCAAGUUUCGUUUCGCUGCUAACUUAACUUCCUUGAGGACAGCGUUGUUGUUGGGAGAGACUUUGGGUUGCUGAUGUCAUUCUCGAUAGAUUCUGGAGCGACCUAAGCACAUGGAAGAACAACAACAGUUUACAAGUGCAUUUACUGACCAGCCAGCAUGACAACAGAAAAUGCAACCCCUGGUCUUGCCCUUAACUUGAAGCAUACAAGUGAUCCAGGUCAGAAAGAUGUGGUUGGAGAUAGUUCAUUGGCUCAAGAUCAGACUACAUGUAUGCAUCAAAGUGACUCUGGGGUUUUCUUAACACCUCAGAGUCAGAUCCAUCAGAGCCUGACAUGUGACAGUCUUGUGAAUGCAGAAGGGGAGCUUCAAACUUAUGGUGAAGCAGCUUCACAAACUCUGACUAGUGCUUUUAUCACAAGUCAGGCACCUGGUUCUGACACUCCUGUCAGUGUCAGCCUGACACUUCCAAAUGAUGUUGAGGAGGUCCCCUUUCAAGACUCUGGUAAUGAUAUUCCCGCUGGUAGUACAUUCACUGCUCAUCAGACUGAUAAUAAUCUUACGCCAGAGUAUGGUGGUCAAUCACCAAGCUCAGGGGACUCGCAGCCCAUUGGAGACCCUGUCCUUGAUGAUACAUUCAUGAAGAAGACGAAGUAUGUUGUCCUGCAGUUUUUGCAGCAAACAGCAUCAGAACAAAAUGUCCUGCGCCAUUCACAAACUUCUUUGUCAAACAUUUCAGAAUCUGAGCAUCAUUUGAAAAUAAAGAAUCAGACUCAGAAAAUCAGACAAAGAUGGCAGGAUAAUAAAUCCCAAUCGGUGCCAUCAUCCCCUGGUGGAAGCAAACCGCACCCACUUUGCCAGAACAAAAGACAACAAAUCUUCACCCGAUCUCAAAGAUGCACAUUUUUUCAGAGUUAUGCCUAUAACUAAACGUACAAAUCGAAAGUCACCAGCAACAGCGUCACAUGAUUUUCGACCCAAGUUAUUGCAAAAUGUUCAGACUGAAGGUUUUAUGAGAAGCAUCAGCCAGAAUACAGACAGUAGUGAGCCAAGCACUUACAACAGUGAUGCAGAUGAUGAGCUGGACUCUUCCUUUGAAUCCAGUCAAUUGGGCAGUGUCACAAGCAUCAGUUUCAAAAACCGGUUGACCAAUGUACAUUCUGAGAGGCUUCCCACACUUCCCAGUGAAGCUGAGUUGGUAGACCUUUCAGGAACAGAGUUGUUCACAGAAUCAGAAAACAGGAAAACUGGUGCCAAGUACUAGAACAGAAGAUGCUAUUAGUCCUGAAAUGAUCAUUCUAGAAGAUAAGCCUUUACUUAACGUGCAUGGCUUUGAACGUGAUGACCCAGGUGGGAAUUAUCAGAGUCGGGGCAGACUUUUCCAAAUUGGAGACCUGGAUGGAUUGGACGGUGAUGAUGUGCUGCUAAUAACUUCUCAACAGGAGUCAGAUGAGGAUGCAGACAUUCCUUUCAGAAGCAGAAAAACCACUCUCCAAGAUUCAGAUGUAACUGAAGUGGGGGAAUCAAGGGAGGUUGAGGAAGGGGCCAGUGGUGAUCGCAGCAGACCGAGGUUUGAUCGAUCGAGACUCUCCCUUAAUCUGCUGAGUGACCAGGAAGCACCCCCUUUGAAUCAACAUCUGCUUUCCUUCUACAGGGAGCUGGAUGAAGAGAUCUCAUCAUUUGAAUCAGAGUUUGAUGAUGGAGUUGAAGGGCAGCUAAAAUUUCAAUCUUCUAGCUCAUCAAGUUCCCAUUCUCUCAAUCAUAGUCGUUCCCUCACACCUGAGACAGAGGCUGCGCGAAUCCUAAUGGCCAUAGGAGAUGACAUUGAGCGGCGAUAUCAUAGUGAUCUUACAAGAGCUGCUAGAUAUAUUGUUUCUGACCUAAUUUCAGGAAUGUUUACUUAUGAACAGUUCCGUGAAGCAGCUUCAGCAGUUUUAGAACAUGAUCUUGAAGGAUGGCAACAGGUUGCUGCUGUGAUGCUGUAUAGUCAACAUGUGACGAUGCAGAUGGUGCAGACAGGAUUAAGGGGGCUCAAUUUUGUGGUUGACUGCACAGUCAGGCUGCUUGCUGAAAAAGCCGCAGGCUUUAUUAUCAGACAGGGAGGAUGGGCUGGCAUUCAUCCUUCAGGCUAUAGUGCAACAUCCUCCUCCUCAGAAGAAACAAAACCUUUGAUUCAUGCAGUUAUAGAUUCAAUUUUACCAACUCAAACAGCUAGAGUGGAUAAGCCUCAAACAGAUGAGACUGAUUUUCCAGAUGGCAUUAAUACUGCACCUGUAGAAGGUCACCAGCUUCAGGAAGCUGAGCCCCUAGACAUCCCAAACAGUGGAAAUAGACGUGACCCUUCUCCAGACAGCUCUGAACAUCAACAGGCAUUCUUUGAGGCAAUAUCAAGACCUGUAGAUGGUGGUUUUAAUGUGCCAGAGACAAACCUUGGAGGUGAGAGUGUGAAAGAAAUAAUGCCUGCUGAUCCGGCAAUGACAGCAGAGGGGAUUCAUGGCAAUGCUGCUCAAGGUGUAGAUACUGAAAAUAGUAAGCCACCCACUCUUUCUGAACCAUUGAUGCAUAGUCAUCUGUUACCUGUGUGUGCAGGGUUUGUCAGUUUUGCUGCCAUUGGGACAGCAAUCAUGCUAAAUCUUUUUCGCAACUAACACUAACUACCUGUUCAGUGCAGUGUGUGUAUGCAUGUGCAUAGGAAUUCAUGCAUGCAUGCUUGUUUGGACUUUGUAACUGAUGCUCAAAAUUAUUUGUUAAGGAAAGUGUAUUUUUGGACAAGAAAAAAGUCAUAACAGUGUGUGUAACAAACAUGGAUUGCAUUCUUUAUCAAUUUUGUUAAUAAAAGAAUUACGCUUAAAAGUGCCACUUAAGGUAUCAGCACAAAUGUUCUUUAUCCUCUACACCUGUGAUCUGUGUUCAUUUUCAUGACUGGGAAAAACAAGUCUCCCUCCAAAAAUCUUAAAGAUGCGAUGAACAGGGUAAUACAUUUUUGUUUUUUUUAAAUCCAUUAUCAAGACUUUAGUCAAAUGUUAACUCUUGAGCAAAUAAACUCUUUACAGAAUGUUUGAUUAUGUUUGAACUACAUUUGCGAAGGGCAGCUGUGACACAGGCAGCCCCAGCUGUAUUGCCUUCACCAAGUAUGUGUGGACCUCCUGCUGCAGGAUCGGUAGGUAGUCUACCCUUGGUGGUAAAUACAUUGUAUUCUGUAAUGCUAUAUACAAUUUAAAAUAUUACUAGUCACUAAAUAGACAAAAGUAGAUCUGAAGCCAGAGUGUUGUUAAAGGUUUAUUUUGAAAAAGAAUAUUAAAACAAGAGAUAUCUUUAAAAAAUUAUUUGGGUUUGAUAGAAUUACCUGCUUCAAAUAAUAACUCUUGCAGGUGAAAAAAUGCUAAUUUUGAGAAUUAUUGUUAGCACAUUGUUUUAAGAAUAAAUGUCUUAAGUUAUCCAGUCAUAGCCUAUUACUGCAGGCAGACCAAGCAGCAGUACCACAUGGAUACUAAUGGUGGUUCACAUCACAUUAAGCUGAAGAUAGGACUGCCUGACUGUGUGUGCUUUCAUGCACGCUUAGGUAGUGUACGGAAACUGUGACAAAUAGAUGGAGAUUAAAAUUUGGGUUAGGUUAAUGUUAUUUUAAAAGUUGAGUUAGUGUUACGCUUUGUGAAGGAGUUAAGGCAAAUAUCCACAAUAUUUUGGGGUUUGGUGCUUUUCUCAGAUAAAAUGAAUCAUUUUAUUUUUGUGGAAUUUGAUGUAAGUGGUGCUGUGUGAAAACUAAAGACUGCCUAUGUGCUGUUUUAUGCACAAAAACUGCCAUACUUGGAUUUAUGUUAAUGUUCCCCAAGUGAUUUCAAUUGUUUAUUUUAACAAGAUUAAAAAAGAUUAUGAUUUAAAUUGAUCUGUGUGAUGAAGUAUUGUUCUGGUUUUAUUUUAAAAGAUGUUGGAUAUCAUUCAUUUUGCAGUUGCUUUUUUUUUCUUGAAACAUUUUGUGUUAACUGCAUGGAUUUUUUAGAAAAUAAAGAAUUGUUGAUACUUUUUUUAAAAAAAAAGUUCAUUUUAUUUUUGCAAAAAGAAACAAAAAUUGUCUGUCAACUUCUCACAGAUGUCUUUGAUCACCUAUUUGUUUCAAAAAUGAUUUACCGUUUUAUCUAUUGUUAUGAGUCACACAUUGGUAAAAUAAAAAAUAAAGAAUGAGUAAAGUGUUUGCUGAAAAAUUCACAGCAGAUCUGCAAUCUGCCUAGGAGUGUGUGGUUGAAUAAAAAAGACAGAAAAAGAAAUGGGAGUAUGGAAUAAUAAGUGUGUUUAUAUUUUUAAAAUAGAUCUAAACUUGUUUAUAGCCCCAAUUGUUCUGUUUCUGCACACCAUGCUGGAUUACUCAUAUCUUUUGUGCCAAGUGUUCUGUUACUGUCCUGCUUGACAGUUAUUCUGGCAUCUUUUACAUUUUACAGUUGAUGAAGAUUCAUGAAUCUUGAAUUUUGCAUUGGUCUUGGCUUACUAUGGAGAAGUGUUAAAGAAUGUGAAUACUAUUUUAUUUGCAUGCUGGAUUUAAGACUUGAGGAUUUGAGUGUACAUCUUAAUUUAUUUUCACCUGAAAUUUUGCACUCUUCCAUGUGUGUGUGUGUAUAUCCAAUUACUUUUAUGUUGCUGAUUUGACACUGCCCAAAAUAAAUGGUAGCUGAUAAAAAUAAGUGCAAGCACAAUAUUAUGUUAGUUAUUUAAUGCUUGAGUUCAACUUGCAAGCCUAACUAAACUGUUUUGUUUAAUUGUAGUAAAUAAGCGACAUAAAUAUCCAGUCAUGUUGGGUAGCUGCUCUAAAGUUAGAGUAUAGUUAAGUGCAGAGUUAGCACAUCUUUUUUAGGUAUUCAUAAGGGAACAUUUUACCUAAGCAAUCAUUUGUAUUGCAAAAUAUUUAGCUUGUCCAUAUUUUGUUCUAUAGGAUGAAUGAUAAAGCAACUUUAUUUCUUGUAUCUGUGAACCAUUUCUUAGAAUGGAGCAGUGUAUGUGUUAACUUGUAAUUCUGUUUGCAAGACUUGUUUGAUUCUGUUUACUGAAGGAAGCAGGCACAAAACAGAAGUUUCCAGUCCACAUGCAUCUGUGCAUUAUUAUAUUUCUUGUUACUUGUCAUUUUACAGUUGUUGGUUGAAGUUGGAAGUGAGAUGAGAAGACCACUUGGAUGUUUGCUUAUAGCAGUGUAUGCCUUUUAUGAGCACAUUGUCAAAGAGUCAGCAGACAUUCAUUAACUGAUGUCUUAACUGCGUAUUAUGAUCUCCUGUACUUAAUAAGUGAUUGACAGUAUUUUGUUUUUAACUGUUUGUGGUUUUUGUACAUUAAUAUUCACCCUUUGCAUUUGAUUUAUACAUUGUCAUGGAUUGAGUGAUGCCUUACUGUUAUAUUUGAAAUGACUAUGGUCCUUGUUGAUAACUACGAAAUUAUCGACAUCAGUUUUGUGUGUUGUUGUUGACACUAAUCUUUCACACUGCUCUUGUGUUACUUGUUUUUAGACACUUAUUUUCCUAAACUUUAUGACUUAUUUAGUAAUGAAUUUUUAAGGGUAAGCAUAUUGAUCCUAAUUGGAAUGGAAGACAGUAAUACAGACUGUUUUCUUCCUUCCCUGAUAGUCAAUGCUGCUGUUUGAUUGCAAGUGCCAGUUCAAGUAAGUUCAUUACAAAGCAGGUAUAGAUAUGUGGUUAAUGACAUGAAUACAUCACUGCUUUGGUCUCAAAUUUUGUGAUUUGGUUAAUGUUUACAGUUUAUGUUAAAAAUAAACAAUGGAAAAUCAG
Messenger RNA from Pomacea canaliculata, 5802 nucleotides. RefSeq lists its product as uncharacterized. Bases 1324 to 2682 code for a protein of 452 amino acids. Gene Ontology annotation, biological process: apoptotic process; regulation of apoptotic process. Lineage: Eukaryota; Metazoa; Mollusca; Gastropoda; Architaenioglossa; Ampullariidae. The record is from RefSeq and is a predicted model, not a curated record. The transcript is spliced from 5 exons. Gene Ontology annotation, cellular component: mitochondrion.